AUGCCAGCAAUUAAAGCAGCAAAGAAAGCAGCAGUGCCUGCCGAAAAAUUGUCAUUGAAGAACAUUGCAAAGCAUAAAGCACCUUACAGUAUUAAUCUUACAAAAAAUGCGUGCGGCAACAUCUCAGAAUAUCCCAUUGAAUUUACAAAAGAUUCAAAGUACUUCUUUUCUUCUGUCGGAUCUUGUGUCAAGAUUUAUAGCGUUGCCACUGGUGCUGUUGUCAAAGUGCUUUCACAAUCGCCUUCUCUGGGAGGGCAUUUAGAUACAAUUACUCGCGUUAUUCUGAACCCAAAAAACCACCUUCAGUUAUAUACAGCCAGUUUGGAUGGUACAAUCAAACUCUGGGAUUAUAAUGAUGAUAUUUUACUGAAGACUUACGAUAUUAAGGCACCUAUUCAGUCGAUGGAGAUUUGUCAAAGGACACCUGAAUAUGCAUAUUUAAUUGUGAAAAAAACAGAUAAAGAUGGAAAAGACAUAGCAUCGAAUAACACAGCAGUUUAUCGAUUCAUGUUUGGCAGUUCAGAUCAGGAUAGUGGAUUGCGUCGUAUUCACACAUUGACAGAUUGUCGUUCCAUUGAUAUCAGCAGUGACGGAAAGUGGCUCGCAUUUGCGGCUCGAUUCAAAGUGUAUAUUUGGCCAGUAGUAUUAGAAGAAGACAUGGUGAUGGAAGACGAUAAUGAUAAAGCAGAUGUUAUCGAAGCACAAUUGAGGCAACAUGCUUUUGUUGACAUGACAACGGUGCUCAAAUUUCACCCUUUUAAACCUAUCUUAGCUGUAGGUGAUGAAUCUGGUAAAAUUACCCAUAUUACCAACUUCACGUCUGAAAACGAGAAAGAUUAUAUACGUUCCAUUCAUCAUUGGCAUCAUAUGCCUGUGGAUUGUUUGAAGUUCAUGGAAGAUGGUUCAUAUUUAAUGUCAGGUGGUCAGGAAGCAGUUAUUGUUAUUUGGCAACUUGAUACAGGACAUAAGCAAUUUCUGCCUAGAAUGGGUGGCGGUGUGACAUCUAUCACCAUAUCUCCCAAUCAUCGAUAUUACUGUGUUGGGUUGAAGGAUAAUUCAAUCAGAUUGAUCAAUAGCAUUAGUCAAACUAUUGAGCAAGUGAUUCAAGGUCUACAAUAUGCCAAAGCAGAAAGUAACAUGAAUCCUUUAUCCACGGGUCUUAUUAUUGAACCUCGUAAUCGCCAUGUUGUACUGAAUGGUGUUCAAGGCAGUCUUCAAUUUUACAAUGCCAUUGCUGAUAGUCAUGUUAUGGAUUUGGAAGUGGUUCCCAUGAACCGUAUUGUUCGUUCCGGUGAAAGGGAAAUUAUUCAUGCCCACGUUGCGCACGUUGCCUUUUUACGUAGUGGUGAAUGGAUGGCCACCGUGGAUAUGCGUGAUGAUAAAAUUACCACACCUGAACUCUUCCUCAAGUUCUGGCAAUGGGAUCCUGAUACCCAGAGUUACAAGCUUCACACUCGUGUGGAUUACCCUCACACCAAGCCUAUCACCUCCUUAAUUUUCAAUCCCACCUCACAUUAUCGUCAUAGCAAGGGCUUAAUGGCCAUAACCACUUCAGAGGAUAAAACUUUCAAAGUAUGGAAUUUAAGUCAAAGCGGUAGCAAUAACCAAGCAGCCUGGGUCUGUCGUUCUGUCGGUGUCUAUCGUGACGAUACCCCUACAACCGCUACUUUUUCAGAAGACGGUAGCAUUUUAGCCGUUGCUUUCGGUCAAGCCACCACUAUUUGGGAUCCUUAUUCCAAUUCAAUUCAGGCUGUUUUUGCUCAGCCUAAUUCCGAAAUUGUCGAGAAACUAGCAUUUUUGGGUGACAAUUGUCCCUUUUUGAUUGCCAUAUCCAAAGAACACCUUCAUGUUUGGAACAUUUUGACAUGUAACGUUUGGUGGAGUUAUAAGAUGACAGUGGAUCACUUUUCAGUCAAUAAGGACAGUAAUCAGUUCGCAGUUGUUCAAAAUCACCCCUCUUCUCGUCAUACCACUAAUAUCAAAAAGAAUGAUGAUAAUGGGCUAAAAUCACGUAUUGUUGUGUUUGAUCCCAAAUCGUCCGUUCCUCUUGCACUUUAUCAUUCAAACUAUACUUGUCGUGGUAUCGCAUGGCUUCCGAAUAAGGUUCAACAGCAACAUGACGGAGACGAAGUUUUCCAUUCGUCUUCAACACUUAUUUGUUUGACCAACACUUAUGAACUCAUUCUUCAUUCUGUGAAACCUUCCACCACAACAGAAUCUGCCGGGCAACAGACAGAGAAUGCCAUGGUCUCAACAACACCAGCAGAUCUCCAAAAUAGCACCAUCACAACCGAGAAAUCUUUGUUUAAUGACAUGUAUGGUAAACGGGAAAAUGAACGUGAGACAGACGAGCAAACUCGUAUACGCCUUAAACAAGCACAAGCGUUACGUGAAGAAGCCAUGACAGUUAAUUACAGCAGCAGAAAGGGCAAGACAUCGUCAUCAAUACAUAGAAAUGGAGAAGUGGAAGAUGAGACAGGAUUAUCAGCACCUAGUCAUGUCCUCCCUGGUGUAGAAUCCUUAUUUGAUACGUUCAUGACAUCUAUUAUGGCGUUACGCAUUGAAAAUGACGAGGAGAAGACAUCAAGUUCCGUGGAUGCAAUGGACGUGGAUGUUAAUGGUAUUGAAGGAGAAGCAGAAGAGAAUCAAAAUACUUCAACAGAAGAUCAGCACUUAGUGGGUGAUACCAUUUUGGGUUUCGCAGCAGAAGAUCUACCCACCUUGACUGAAUUCUUUGCAAAUGGCUUAGCUCGAAAACCGGUCGUUGAAAAGGUUCAAUCAGACUCUUCCUCGGACGAUGAUGAUUCAGACGACGAAGAAGAUCCUUCAAAUAUUGACUGGUAG
Messenger RNA from Mycotypha africana, 2844 nucleotides. RefSeq lists its product as uncharacterized. Gene Ontology annotation, cellular component: nucleolus. The transcript has 5 exons. NCBI's taxonomy places the organism in Eukaryota, Fungi, Mucoromycota, Mucoromycetes, Mucorales, Mycotyphaceae. The record is from RefSeq and is a predicted model, not a curated record. Gene Ontology annotation, molecular function: RNA binding; protein binding. The coding region runs from base 1 to 2844 and encodes 947 amino acids. Gene Ontology annotation, biological process: positive regulation of rRNA processing; positive regulation of transcription by RNA polymerase I.